Messenger RNA from Lingula anatina, 1566 nucleotides. Its product is annotated as beta-1,3-galactosyltransferase 5. Gene Ontology annotation, biological process: protein O-linked glycosylation. Gene Ontology annotation, molecular function: hexosyltransferase activity. The record is from RefSeq and is a predicted model, not a curated record. Gene Ontology annotation, cellular component: Golgi membrane. NCBI's taxonomy places the organism in Eukaryota, Metazoa, Brachiopoda, Lingulata, Lingulida, Lingulidae.
UCUAGGGCUAUGCGUUGGAUUAAGUCUACGUUUUUUGUCAUUGUAUUUCUGUCAUUCUGUUUUUCCUUAUUCAUUUUGCUGACCCCAAAUAUAUCCAGUUCCUACAAACAGAAUUCUUGGGAACGGCUUCCCGACAAAUGGCUCUUGGUUGACACAGUCGGUUCACCGCUUGACGAGUCUGCUAGAACCAGCGCAUUGGAAGGAUCAAGUCCGCGAAAAUAUACGGGAAAACAACUGAAGGAGCUGCGUGCGUACAGGAAAGAUGAUAUUAAAGCAGUCUUCAGAAGACAACCAUAUAUAGUUAAUAAUUUGGACCACAAACUACUUAUUUCCCCGAGGAACAAAUGUCAAGGAAACGUGACACUUUUAAUGGUGGCUCUGUCUCAGUAUAAAAACAUACAUCUUAGGAGUGUCAUUCGCAAAACUUGGGGAGCACCCAAGAAAUCAGACGUAAGACUUUGUUUCAUAUUUGGUCGUCAAAAUACCACAGCUUGGGAUGAAGACCUGAUAUUGGAGAGUCAGGAACACCAUGACAUAAUACAAUAUGACUUUCUAGACACAUACGAAAAUCUGGUUUUGAAAUCUCUGUCAAUCUUACGGUGGGCUAAUGACCAUUGUGAACGCGAUCUGUUUAUUUUGAAGGUAGACGACGACAUCUUAAUGAUGACCUCACGCCUUUAUGCCAGGUUAAGUCAGUUGAAACCAGAAGGGGUUCUUUUAGGGUAUUACAACCCACACUCGGUCGUCAUAAGGGGAGGGAGAUGGGGAGUUUCUAGGACAGAUUUCCCCUUUUCGACCUUUCCUCCGUACUUAAUGGGCGGCGCAUAUGUCAUGUCCUCCGACGUAUCUAGAACUUUGUUGGCCUCUGCAAAACAUGUAUCCUUGAUCCCCAUUGAAGACGUAUUCAUCACAGGAAUCCUCGCAAAUAUCAAUUAUAUCCGCCAUAUAAGCGAAUUUUAUUUCGUCUUCUCAAGAAAGUUUUCUGUUAAGCUCAAUGAAAACGCAUGCAAACGAGUGCCAAUGAAAACGAUAGCGUUACAUUUGGAUGCGCCAAACGAACGUCUAUUAUCUGACCUGAUGCUACUUACGUACAAGCAACUGUCAAACUGCAGCACAACGAAUAGUGGAGUUGUUCAAUCCAGAAUUAUACCAAAACCUCUAUAAAGUUAAUAAGUGCUGAAUUAGUUUAUGGACUAUAUGCUAUUUACGUUUGCAACCUGUUUUGUGUUUCUACAGUCAGUACUUUGUACCACGUCCUAUUGAUCAGCUACGAUGAUUACUUGCAAUAAAAUGGAGGACUUAUAUCGUCAGCAAAUGCCAAAGAUAAAAAUACUUCUAAGUUAGCGCUCUAUGUAAGCGCAUAUAAUAAGAGCAGUUGACUGUUUUCAAAGCAAUAUUCAUAAGAUUGUCACUCUUUUAUGAUAAUUAUCACACAUCCUUUUCUGAAAAGUCGGGGUAACUCCCUGUUAUAACAUCGGUCACUGUUUUUAUCUCUUUUAGACAAAUUGAGAAAUUAAGAGAGAGAAUAUAUAUAGGCCUAUAUAUAUUCUCUCUCUUAAUUUUCCA